GCGGGGCCGCGGGCGGCGGGACGCACCGGGCUGGGGGCUGGGGUGGGACCCGGCGCGCGCCAUGGAGCUGCUGUCCGCACUGAGCCUGGGAGAGCUGGCGCUCAGCUUCUCUCGGGUGCCGCUGUUUCCCGUCUUCGACCUAAGCUACUUCAUAGUCUCCAUCCUCUACCUCAAGUAUGAGCCAGGAGCAGUGGAGCUGUCCCGGCGCCACCCCGUGGCGUCCUGGCUGUGUGCCAUGCUGCACUGCUUCGGCAGUUACAUCCUGGCGGAUCUGCUCCUCGGGGAGCCCCUGAUCGACUACUUCAGCAACAACUCCAGCGUCCUGCUGGCCUCUGCUGUCUGGUACCUGAUUUUCUUCUGCCCCAUGGACCUGUUUUACAAGUGUGUCUGCUUCCUGCCUGUGAAACUCAUCUUUGUGGCCAUGAAGGAGGUGGUGAGAGUCCGCAAGAUCGCUGUGGGCAUCCACCACGCGCAUCACCACUACCACCACGGCUGGUUCGUCAUGAUCGCCACGGGCUGGGUCAAAGGCUCUGGUGUUGCUCUCAUGUCCAACUUUGAGCAGCUGCUCCGAGGGGUCUGGAAGCCAGAGACCAACGAGAUCUUGCACAUGUCCUUCCCCACCAAGGCCAGCCUGUACGGAGCCAUACUCUUCACCCUCCAGCAGACCCGCUGGCUCCCGGUCUCCAAAGCCAGUCUCAUCUUUAUCUUCACCAUGUUCAUGGUGUCCUGUAAGGUGUUCCUGACAGCCACUCACUCCCACAGUUCCCCUUUUGAUGUUCUGGAAGGCUACAUCUGUCCUGUGCUGUUUGGGUCAGCCUUGGGAGGUGACCAUCACCAUGACAACCACGGUGGGGCCCAUGGAGGGUCCCAUGGUGGCAGUGGGCCUGGUUCCCCACAUUCAGCCAUAGCCACCAAGUCCAAGGAGGAGCUGAGUGAGGGCUCCAGGAAGAAGAAGACCAAGAAGGCAGAUUAGAGGGUGGCCCAUGGGCCUGUGGGGUGCCGGGGAGGAGACCCGGACCCAAAACCCUGAGUCAGGGGGAGGGAGGUGUCCUGGGCUCAACUGUCCCCUCUCGAGGCCUCAACUUCCCCAUCUGCAAACUGGGGCCAUUAGCCGAUCCUCCAGGCCUGAUGUGAGGGAUUAGAUGAGAUAUGGGGGUGAAGGGCGUUUGUAGGAAUGGGGGUCCCUUUCCACGGGACCCCUGUAGAGUCACAGAUUUUUUUUGGGGGGUGCACAGAAUCCUGGCAGUGGCUCUAGCCAGAAACACUGGCAGUUACAUUCUUGGUUCUAUUAUUUCCUCUCUAAAGUUGUGUUUUGACUCCAAAUUUCAAGCAGCACUGAGACUCGUUCACUUGACGGAUGGUCCCUAAGAACCUCCUGCAAGGCAGCUGCUGUGAUUUUCAUGGCUUCUUGCCGACUCCUCCCGGGCAUCCCCAGGCGAGGUGCCGCCUUCUCUGAGCCCUGCGUUCCCUGCCUGUGUAACGGGGUCCCCUGGCCCUUCUCCGUGCACAAUGGCUGGUGUGAGGCUGGGCGCGAACUGGCCUCGCAAGCGCAGACGCACCGGGCAGUCAGGAGGAGAGCCCGUAACGGGGGUCCACUGUGCUUGAGAACGGCUUUGCAUUUUAGAUCAUUUGUGUUUGUGGACUGGAAAUGCCCACAAGUUACCUGGCAUGAAGGAGGACUUCAGUAGACACACAUAGGCCAGACUUGAGAGCUUGGAGAGUGGGAAAGGCUUGUUCUGAUCCUUGGCUUUGGGCUACCCCUAAUCCAAAGGCAUGCAGCUGGGCGGGUGGAGGUUCCAAGGUCCAGCUCUGCCAGGACCUCCAAGCACUCGCUGUUGGGCCCUGGAAGCCUCAGGCCUUCCUCAUGCCAGCCUCCUUCGUUGCUGCUCAUUCAGUCACUCAACAAACAUGUUGCUGCCUAUUCUUCUGAGCCUUGUGCUGCUGCUGAGCAGGCUGGGAACUUGCUUCUGGGUGAGCGACGGACAUGGUAGCUGAAGGCCCCUCCCAGCUGCCUUCAUCUCAUCCCAGGUCACCAGGAUGCCUGAGAGGGGUGGGUGGGCUGAGUAUGGCCCGUCUCAGGUGGGGUUUGGGCCCAGACCAGGCCAGCCUGAGGCUGCCCUCUGCACACGAGUGCUCGGAGUGUGCUCAGGGCGUCAGUCUGCAGCUGCCUCGAGACUGGUUUGGGGUUAUUGGGGUCCCAGGUGUUGCCCAGCUGUUGGGAAAGUGCCUUGAUCUGGUGAUACCUGGGAGCUGGGCAGGUCCUGAAGCGGUAAGGCCCUGAAUUCAUCCUCUUGCAUGUCCACCAAGGCUCGGCAUGAAGGUUCAGCAAAUAUAUGUGUUGUGAGAGAAA
This is a messenger RNA of Pteronotus mesoamericanus, 2350 nucleotides long. RefSeq names its product transmembrane protein 38A (gene TMEM38A). Gene Ontology annotation, cellular component: membrane. Bases 62 to 973 code for a protein of 303 amino acids. The record is from RefSeq and is a predicted model, not a curated record. Gene Ontology annotation, biological process: potassium ion transmembrane transport. NCBI's taxonomy places the organism in Eukaryota, Metazoa, Chordata, Mammalia, Chiroptera, Mormoopidae. Gene Ontology annotation, molecular function: potassium channel activity; identical protein binding. The transcript is spliced from 6 exons.